CACGCUCACGCUCAUUGCUGUUUGCCCACGUAACUUGGCGCAGGAGACGAGUCGACCUCGAUGAAAAGAGGGCCGCACGUGGGGCAUGUGUUGUCUCGAGUGGCCCGGGCGCAGGAUGGCCGCCAGCUCCUGGCCAUCAUUAUCCAGGUCGUAGGUAAGCUGCGCAUCUCCGUUGGUGCAGUCAUCAGUAGGAGGGUGGACCAGGUCCUUGACUACACGUUCCCGGGCUAGUUUCCAGAGUGUUUGCUUGCCCCGCCGGUGAGACAGCCUGAGUGGUGAGGCUUGCUGCCUAUCGUCCGCUUCCAUCAGGUCGUGCUGACUAUCGUCCACUUCCAUUUGGUCGUGCUCAGGUGCUGCGGCGUCGACAUCCAUUGGGUCCUCAGCGGCGGCCGCGGCUGGCUGCCCUUGGUGGAGAAGGUAGGUUUGCACGGCGCCAGUAGGCGGCGUGGUCGCAUUCGCAGUGAGCAGAGUGGUUAUUGUGGGGGCCAGGGGCCGUUGCGUGCGGGUAACCGGGGUUCGGUUGUUGAAUGAAGGGGGGUCCCUUGGGUGGGGCUUGCAGAGGUGGUUGUGCCUGCUCAUGUCUUUUGCCAGGGCCGUGAACACUGAACGUGCCGUUUCGUACCCACGUGUGCCAACGGCCAGGCUUUCGUCUCCAUUUGUGAGGCGCAUAGCCGUGCUGAUUGCGGCUUUAUCACCGGUGAGCAGGUCGUCGGGUGUUGUGCGCGUGUUUUCUGCAAUGCGGGCCUUUUGGGCGGCGUGUUUCGUGACGCGGCGGGAGUGGGCAGUUGGGUGUGUGGGAGUGCGCAUGACGGGCGUCUUCCGUGGCCGUGUCCGCAGGUUGGCUUCGGGUUGGGCGACGGGAGCUGCGGUAUCCGCGGCUGGGGCAGGAGUUGGGGCCAUCUGCCCCAAGGCAGUUGGCGUGUAUUGCAAGGGCGGGUUGUGAUAGAGUGGGCUGGCUUCUUCGAUGUCCAUUUGGGUUGUUGUGUUUGGGGCUGGGGUGAGGGGCUGUGGGGCGGGGCCUCCCGUCAUGAGUGCGGUGAGGGGUGGUGCCAUGCCUGGGGGUCGAGGGUCGUUCCGUGCGGAGAGGGCCUGGAGUUCUUCCAGGGGUGGGAUCACACGCUGGGUAGGCGGAAGCGGGUUCGGGCUCCCGUGUUUUUCCGGUGGCAUUUGGUCUCCGUCCAAUCCCGCCGUGGCAACCAGGGCCAGACUCAGCCUGUUGAGUGCAACCUUGUGUUUGUGGCGGACCCUGCUUGCCCCCAGGAGUUUCUCGAGCUCCCGGGUGCUAAUCAGAUGGCGGCUCGUAUUGCGGUCGACCAAGUGGCUGAAUUCGAGCUGGAGUUCCGCUAGCGGGAGCACGUGUUCGACAGGGAGGGGUGCUGCCGCACGCGCUGCAGCUGCGGCGUCCAAAGCCUCGACAAUUGACCAGGUAGGGGUGGCAUACGGUGUGCCCUUGUAAAAGAGCUGUAUACCAUGCUCACGAGCGAGGGUCAUCUGUUGCAGAGUUGUGAAGAAGCGCCCUCUGUCUGCAGGUAGGUGGUGUGCGAGGCUCGUACCCGCCAUGCUAUGCUGCCGUGGCAGGAGGGCACGGGUAACCACGCCCAGUCGGCCUGUGUCGUUUAGAGCAAGGACAAGCGCGCGGUUGGCCACACGCGCGUACUGGGGUAAGAGUGAGCCCAGUCCUAGGCCAUAUUCAUCGAUUGGGAGAAGGGUGGUACGGGUAGGGAAGCUGCGUGGCAGCCCGUAGCACCGUUUUGCGUAACCGGCCAGUGCAGCGUCAAAGUUUGCGAUGUCCUGUUUCGUGUAUGGCAUCGCAGCAAAUGCAUAGGCGAUUGAGGUGUGGACGCAUUGCUGCAGCAUGCGUAGGCGUUGUGCCGGCGUGGCCAGUGACGUGGCUAUGGCCGUGCCCUUUUCUUUCACAGUUUCCGUGACGCGGGAGACUUGCGCCUUCCAGUCUAGUGAGAAGGUGAGUUGCACCCCCAGGUAUUUGUAGGGUUUUGUGGGCGGGUAGUACGGUACAGUGGUGUUACCAAUUCGUAGCUUGUUAGUCAGUUCGCGGUGCAUCGCGUUCAGCGUGGCUUGGCCGGUGGGUCCGUCGAGGGUUGGGGUGGACCGGGACUUGUUGUGCCAGAUGGCGGUAGCUGCGCACUUGGUGUGAUUGACUCGCAGGCUUGCCCAGUCUGCAUAGUCCGAGAUUUUGUCACAUUGGAUCUGCAGGUCUUCCAGCGUUGUGGUCAGGGCCGCCAAGUCGUCAGCGUACGCGGCGGCGCUGCAGUGGUACCGUGCAUUGUCCUCUGGGCUGAGGCAUCCGUAGCGGUAGCCCCGCCCACCUGCGUGGAGCCACCGCACAAGCGGUUCCAUGAACAAGAUAAACAGUACCGGUGACAGGGUGUCACCUUGCACUGUGCCACGUUCUAUUGGGAUGGCGGAUGUGCAUCCAUGUUCAGUACGAAUGCGGGUGGUGGCGUGCGCGUAUAGGUUGCGAACUGCGCGUAUCAGGUCGUCAGGCAGGCCCAGAUCGAACAUAAUCUGGAGUAGCCUGUCCUGAUCGAUUGUGUUAAACGCAGAGCUGUAGUCAACAUACACUGCGUAUACGUCUUUCCCAUACAGGGCAGCGUCCUCCAGUACAUGCACAAGGUUCAGUAUCUGCCGUUCCGUGUUGCAGUAGGCCCGGAAGCCCUCCUGUGAUUCGCUGAACAGCUGGAGUGGGCCUGCCAGUUCACCGAUGCCCAGGGUGAGCAUAGAAGUGUACAGUUUAUAGCAAGUGUUGGCUAGAGCGAUGGGCCUCUUGUUCUUGAUGUCAAGAGCGUCCCCAGGUUUUGGGAGCAGGACCGUGUCUGAAGUGGCCCAGGACUCCGGGAUUGUGGACUUGACGUACAUGAUCUUCAGUGUGUUGUGUAGGGCUCGCUUCAUGCCGUGAGGCAAGAUGCGGAGCAGCUCGUUCGGAAUGCCGUCUGGGCCCGUGGCUUUGUUACGAGAGAGGUGGGCGAUACAGUGGUCGAAGUUGGCGGGGUCUGCCAUGCUAGAAAGCAUGGAGUGUGCUUCCGGGUGCCUGUUACGCUCAAGCGUAAAGGCAUCCGUAGUGUUAGGUAGUUCGAACGGGUACCCACGCGUUGCGCCGGGCGACAGGCGAUAUUCACCUGUGCGGGGCCCUCGUGGGGGUGCUGACAGUUUGCGGAAGUGCCCUUCCAGGGCGGUUAGAAUGCUGGGAGGGUCGGUUACCACCUCGC
Molecule: messenger RNA, 3227 nt
Organism: Chlamydomonas reinhardtii
Lineage: Eukaryota; Viridiplantae; Chlorophyta; Chlorophyceae; Chlamydomonadales; Chlamydomonadaceae
Exons: 2
Coding region: 61-231 (56 amino acids)
Source: RefSeq, a predicted model, not a curated record